Messenger RNA from Populus nigra (black poplar), 1384 nucleotides. RefSeq lists its product as uncharacterized. Lineage: Eukaryota; Viridiplantae; Streptophyta; Magnoliopsida; Malpighiales; Salicaceae. The transcript is spliced from 2 exons. The coding region runs from base 725 to 1231 and encodes 168 amino acids. The record is from RefSeq and is a predicted model, not a curated record.
AUUUUUCUUCAGUACGUUUUUUCAUUAGUCUUUUCUAUAAAAAUAUACCUAUUUUUUUCCCCUUUUCUUUUCAGUUUGGUUUGUUCACAUACCUUAAUUUUCUUGGUAAUUAUGGGGUUUGACAAGGAGAUUUUGGUUUCCUGAUUUUUCUUCUCCAUUUUGAAAUAUAGCAAGUGACCUUAAUGAACAAUGUCAUUGAUUUGAAUGAAGACUGGUUAGUGUUUCCUUCGACAUUUUCUUUGAAUGAGUAAUAAUGCAGCAUUGAAAAUCUCUUUCCUCCAUACCAGAAAGUAUGGUAGUGGUUAGGGUUGGUGACCUUGUUCAUCAAUCUUGUUUGUUAAUUCGCUCUCUAAGUGCCUUUUCCUUUCUUUUUUAGGGUGCAAUGACUAACAAUUAGGUACCUUUCAUAAUCAGUGGUCAGUUCAAUGCACCAGCACUUCAUAAUUGUCAUAUCAGGCAUCCCUUGUGAUAUAUAUUACAGAAGAGGGCACAAAUCAACGCCUGCCAAUUGAUUUCGGUUGUCCUAUUUGUGUUAACAUCAAUUUCAGAUCCUAUGUAGUAUUCCAUUUUUAGGAUCAAAGCUUGAAUUUUUUGCUAUUAGGAGAAAUAAAGUGCAGAAAAUACAGUAUAAAAAAUAGAAUAAGAGACUCCUAAGAAAGGAUUCAAUCACCUUGUACAUGUCCAUCUGAACCAAAAACCCAGCUGCAUAGCUUUGCAGUCCUUAAUGGACCUCUUCUGUAGAAGCUGCUACCUGUCUACAGGAUCUUUCUUCCAUGACAAGAGCAUUACACUGGGGAGUCUUAUAGGUGUUUCCAACAUACUAGAGCUCUCUAGAAAAUCAACAAGGGCAAGGAAAGUUGAAGUAGUUGAAGACAAGAAGAGCUGCAAAUCCAAAACAUGGAUUUUCUCUUUAUGUUCAAGAGACACUACUGAUGCCGAAGUUGUGAAUAAUACUCCAUCUCUUGGCCAUUUUCUUGCUGUGGAGAGAAGAGCAUCUAGUGAAUAUAGAAGGAAUCACGACCUUAUUCAUGGACCUCAUGAUGAGCUUGAACUUGCUCAGCCUGUUACGGAACCCAACUCACUAUUUGUUAAUGGCCAUGUUGCUCCUCCUAGACCAAGUCAAAGCUGCAGUGCCGAAGCUGAAAGGAGAGGAAAUGAAGAACUAGAGCACUGUGGUGAAUAUACAGUACCAGUUCUAUUUUCAUGCAUGUGUGGACAACCCUCUCUUUGAAUCACCUUCUACACACCAAAAAAAAAAAAAACAAAAAAAAUCCUUCUCCUGUUGUCACUAUUGAUGAUUGAAUUUCAUGUCCUAUGUAGAAAACUAAAAAGGAGCUUGUAAUUUUUAUUGGUUUCAGGCUAAAAGAAAUCAAUUUCACGUCUA